Molecule: messenger RNA, 3135 nt
Organism: Colletotrichum paranaense
Lineage: Eukaryota; Fungi; Ascomycota; Sordariomycetes; Glomerellales; Glomerellaceae
Exons: 2
Coding region: 1-3135 (1044 amino acids)
Biological process (GO): carbohydrate metabolic process
Molecular function (GO): beta-glucosidase activity
Source: RefSeq, a predicted model, not a curated record
AUGUCCAAAGAAGCGGCCAUGUUCCAGGCUGGAGACCUGGUAGCAUACAGUCAGUCAACCGGCCAUGAUCUCCCACUUGAGGAUCUCCGACUUCCGUCAGAUUUUGUCUGGGGCACCGCCACUGCCGCCGUCCAGAUUGAGGGUGGCAUUUCCCAAGAUGGAAAAGGGAAGUCGAUUUGGGAUGUGUACACCCAUCUCGAGCCGUCAAGAACAAAUGGCGAGAAUGCCGAUGUAGCAUGCGACCACUACAACAGGGUAGCCGAAGAUGUAGGACUCAUGUCCUCCCUCGGCGUUGACGUCUACCGAUUUUCUCUGGCCUGGACACGCAUAAUUCCUCUCGGGGGACGCAAUGACCCUAUCAACGAAAAAGGUGUCGCUUUCUAUGACGAUCUCAUCAACCGACUCUUGGCAAACAACAUCGAGCCUGUGGUGACUCUUUACCAUUGGGAUCUCCCACAAGAGCUCUACGAAAGGUACAAAGGAUUACUCGACACAGCUGAGUAUAGAGCUGAUUUCCAGAACUACGCCCGGAUCUGCUUCUCUCGGUUUGGCGAUCGAGUCAAGAAAUGGGUGACCUUCAAUGAGCCCUAUAUCAUCUCGAUCUUCGCGCAUCACAGUGGCGUACUGGCGCCAGGCCGCUGUGCUGCCAGUGGUGCCAACACCAAGACAGAACCUUGGCGCGUCGGUCAUACAAUCAUUUUGUCUCAUGCCUCCGUGGUACAAGUUUAUGCGGAAGAGUUUCAACCAUCUCAGAAAGGAGAAAUAUCGAUUGUUCUCAACGGACAUUUUUACGAACCUUUUGAGGAAGGCAAUCAGACCGACGUAGAAGCCGCUCAACGCAGAAUGGAGUUUUACAUUGGCUGGUUCGGAGACCCAGUGUUUCUGGGAACAGACUACCCAUCCUCAAUGAGAGCAUACCUCGGCUCGCGCCUCCCUGAGUUUACGGCGGAAGAACGUGCUCUUCUUCGGAAGACUGCCCCAAUCAACGCAUUUUAUGGUAUGAACCAUUACUCUACCAAGUACGCGCGUGCUCUGCCAGACCCCCCAGCAGAUGAUGACUGGACCGGCAAUAUCGAAGAGACGUCAGUUAAUAAGCAAGGAGUGGAGAUUGGACCCAUGUCGGGCGUCCAGUGGCUACGACUUGCGCCAGAAGGAUUCCGGAAGUUAUUGAACUGGGUGUGGAAUCGGUAUCAGCUUCCCAUCAUAGUCACGGAAAAUGGGUGUCCCUGUCCCGGUGAAAUCGAUGUUGAUGUUGCGCGAAAGGAUAACUUCCGUCAGAGAUACUUUGGCCUCUACCUUGACGCUAUAUCUCGCUCCAUUUAUGAAGACGGGGUCAGAGUAGAGGGUUAUUAUGCUUGGAGCCUUAUGGAUAAUUUUGCUCCAUCUUCCGAUGAAGGUUCUUGUACAACUUUGAUCAACCCUCGUGGGACAGGAUGCAUCGCCAAAGCCGUCGGCGACUUUCAGGCGGGAGACUUCACACCGGAUGGCAAAAAUGUUAUCGUCAACGUGGUCUUCACCGGCGCCCCUACAGCUCCCAACCCUGCAAGCAUCUACGAUGGGGAGCAUGUUCUUCUCAUCAAGGCAGAUGGCACCAACUUCACCAACGGCGAUCCAUGGAAGUGUCUGAGCUGCGGUGUUCCCGCCGUCAACGCCAUCUCCCUUGACCCCCAGAAGGACUAUCCCCACGUCUUCCGCAGCGGCGACAAGGCGCUUUGGGGUCACAACAUUCUGGACUGCGGCGGGGCGCCUCUGGAAAGCGAUGCAUGCACCCCGAACAAGACAUACAUCUACCCGAUCCACUGGAACACUGCAGCCGAUGGCUCGGGGAAGGGCGGCAGUCCUCGCGAAAUGCGCCUGCACCCAGACGACGUUCAUAUGGGAUGGAGCUCUUUCACCAGUACAGGCGGUCAAUUCGCUUACACUGGCCGCCUCAAUUUCAACGCUGAGCCAACUGUGGGCGAACCACUCGCCUCUCGCUAUGAUCUCGUCGACGUGAAUUUGCUCUUCGACCCUACGCGCGCGAACCCCAUCACAACCAAUGGCUCCGAACUCAUCAUCCACAACAAUGCUAUCACCGUUGGCGAGCUGCGCGGUUUCAGCGGGAACGGCGAAGAGAUCACCUAUAUCGGCAACCCCGUUGAGUCAACCAACAUCGACGUCUUCGCCGUACAUGUACAGACGGGCGCCGUCCGCCGCCUCACUAGCCACCCAGAAUACGUGGAUCCCAUGGCCUUCUCCGCCGAUAACGACUGGUUCGUUGCCAUGGACACGCGAGGUACGAACCGCCAGAUGUGGAUGUCUGGCAUGCGUGGGAUCCCGCCCCUGAUCGACCUCGUUGCUGUGACUGUGGCCGCCUCCACUCGCAACAACGGCCCCCGUCGCUUCUUCCAGCCAAUCUUAAUCGAUCGCUACGGCGAUCGCGGCGACUAUUAUGGUCAGCGGAUCAACGCUGCGGGGGUCGAGAGCGGCGGCGCCAUCAACGACCCGAACUGGAAUGGCAGAGCGGACCCGGCCUUCUCCUUGGACGGAACAAAGAUUACGUACUGGCAGGCUCUCGUGGUCUCCCCUUCAUGUGGUGGUGCGAAUCCCCUUCCUUGCCCCGAGUCUACGGCCCAAGGAGGCAGGGAGUAUCGCGUGAUGUUGGCUCAACGGAUUGGUCGCGAGGCUACCUCGCCGGCGCCAAUUUACAAGAUUCCGGACGUGAUCCCUUGGGCCACGCCAUUUCCUCCGGGCACAGCUAUCCCGGAGUCGCCGUUCACGGUCGAGCCAGGCAACUAUACACUCCGUGGGAAGGUUUCUGGCAUUGCUGGUGUAAGCAUUGCUCCGGACUCUACUAAUGUAAGCGGGCUGGGCAGCGUUGCAGUGAACUACACCAACUACUCGGAUGAUGGGGGGCACAUCCUGAAUGGCUUUGAGGACGUCACGGUGAAGAUUCUUCUCCCCAACUUCUGGACGAAUCAGGUUGACUGGGUUUCUGAUAUUGUUCAGACUGGGGUGGUCAAUGGGACUAAGAAGACUAGCGAGGGGGGUUUUCACUUGAUUAUUGACGCGGAGCUGAACUUAUUCAACGCGAGUGGGACUUUGGUCACCACCAUCGACGGUGUUGAGUAUAAGCAGCCUGCUAACGGUACUUGA